Messenger RNA from Cercospora beticola, 3691 nucleotides. RefSeq names its product chloride channel protein. Gene Ontology annotation, cellular component: plasma membrane; Golgi apparatus; early endosome. The record is from RefSeq and is a predicted model, not a curated record. Gene Ontology annotation, biological process: chloride transport; transmembrane transport. Gene Ontology annotation, molecular function: voltage-gated chloride channel activity. NCBI's taxonomy places the organism in Eukaryota, Fungi, Ascomycota, Dothideomycetes, Mycosphaerellales, Mycosphaerellaceae.
CCCUCGCACGCAACCACCAGCCGGACUUUACUACUGUCAGCUCUUCCGCACACACUCUGACAUGUGGACGAUUUUCCAAGACGAAUUGUGAGGCGCGGCACAGCUCAAAGGUGAUCGUGUGUCUUAGUUCGGCUGUAUCACGGGGCGUGAGAGAUGCCUGCUUGUGUCCGAUGACAACCCAUUCCUGCUACCACGCCGUCGCCGCAAAACCACGCCGGACAUUCACCAGCACAUAGCAGCUAUAUUCACUACACCUCCCCCGUCCACCGUCUUCUGCUUACACCGGACGUGUCGACGACACAUACGUAUACAAGCACCAGACCAUGCUAAAGAUCGAGGAACGUCCGCUACCGCUGCCACCUUCGAUUCCCCUCUAAACGCCCACCAUGCCUAAGUCGGUGGCUUCACACGCGUCUUCCAAUCGCGAGGACGACGACGACGAUGACUAUGAGAUCGACGAGCAACAGGCUGAAGCCAUUCGCAACGCCUACCGAAAUGCCUUCUCCAACCAACAGCAGCAACAGCAUCAUUACAACAUGUCCGCCGCUCCCCAAUCCCACACCUCUCCGACCGCGACCCGGCGCCUCGCUUCGCAUCAGCCCUCCGAUACCGACAUUCGCCACCGUCAUCGAAGCGUCCAAGGCGGCGGAGGCACCACCGAAUCCAGCGCCCUCCUCGCACCCGAAAAUCCCGCCCUCUCCCGUCGAGAUUAUCGCACCGUUUCCGCCCCCAGCACGCCCCGCUAUGGCUUCGCUCGAGCCCACAGCUACGUGCACUCCGCCCGAGGAAGUCGCCGAGGGUCUUUCGCUCGCGGACUCAUGAAAGCUAUCAACCCUUCCACGUACAGAGGAGAAGAAGACAAUGAUAAUCGACGAGGUCCAACCAGCUCGAAAUUGAGGCAGAAACUCUACUGGGAUGAUCGUGUAUGGUAUGAUCAGUUUACUUCGACGGAUUGGGUACACGAUAGUAUUGCGGACGCGUAUCGAGUGAAAGAGCUCCGUUCACGGAAGGACUUUCGAGGGCGCGUCUGGGCGUUUUUCGAUGGGGGUAUUGGAUGGGUACUGGUGUUCAUCAUCGGAUGCGUGACAGCGGCGUUUGCAUACUUGAUUGAUAUCACCGAAGCUACCAUCUUCGAUUACAAGAAUGGUUACUGCGGGACGCAUUGGUGGUAUAGUAAGAGGAUGUGCUGUACUGGAGCUAGUGAGUGUGAGAGUUGGAUGAGAUGGUCGGGGUCAAAUAAUACCACUGCCCAGGAUCAGGCGGCGCUGUGGAAGGACUAUGGGGCGUUUGUGCUUUGGUGUGUGAGUUUGGCUCUGAUUGGGUGUCUCAUUACACUGCAGACCAAGACGACAAUUUCGAGUGCGAUCAGCUUGAGUACGUUGGAUGAGAAUUUGGCGGCGGACCAUCAUGAUCCGACCAAGUCCGGGACGGAGGGAGGGACCAAGAGUGGAUAUGUGAGCGGCUAUGUGAGUCCGACACAGAGAUUCCAGGAGGCAGCAAGGAGGCCUCCAGUCACAUAUUACCCAGCUGCAGGAAGCGGUGUGGCCGAGGUCAGAGUAAUUCUUUCCGGAUUCGUCUUGCACGGAUAUCUGGGUGUAAGGACGCUGAUGUGCAAGGCGAUUGGCAUCGUGUUGAGUGUCGGCUCGGGCAUGUCAGUGGGAAAAGAAGGCCCUUACGUGCAUAUCGCCACGUGUAUUGGCAACAUCAUCACUCGAUUCUCCUCCAAGUACCACGACAACGAUGCGAAACGAAGGGAGAUCCUAUCCGCUUCUGCGGCCGCUGGUGUGGCUGUUGCUUUCGGUGCGCCGAUCGGAGGUGUCCUGUUCAGUUUGGAGGAGGUCAGCUAUUACUUUCCUCCCAAGACGCUAUUCCGAACGUUCUUCUGCUGCAUCGCUGCGGCUCUAUCGCUCAAAGCCCUCAAUCCGUACGGAACGAACAAGAUCGUGCUCUUCGAGGUGCGAUAUUUGACAGACUGGAACUCAUUCGAGUUGAUCGUUUUCGCCUGUCUGGGAGUGCUUGGCGGCGUGCUCGGAGCGUUGUUCAUCAAAGCUUCCAGACUUUGGGCGAAGACAUUCAGAAAAUUGGGUUUCAUCAAGUCUUACCCCAUGCUGGAAGUCUUUCUUGUGGCUCUGGUCACGGGUCUGGUUAGCUUCUGGAAUCGGUUCCUGAGACUACCUGUGGCGGAGCUGCUCUUUGAGCUCUCUGCGCCUUGCAGCAGCUUUUCGAACUCUGGAUCCGCUUUGUGCCCUACCGAGGAGCAGAUUCCGUCAACAAUCAAGUAUCUGCUGGUCGCGUUCGUUUUGAAGGCGAUUUUGACAACAGUCACGUUUGGCAUCAAAGUGCCUGCUGGAAUCUAUGUGCCAUCCAUGGUGGUUGGUGGUCUAGCGGGACGUAUCGUGGGUCACAUUGUCCAGCUGGUGGUGCUGAAGCAUCCCGAUCUGGCUGUCUUCUCGAAUUGCCACAUUGACGGCAAUCCAGAGGAGUGCGUCGUUCCUGGCGUUUACGCGCUGGUCGCGGCAGGAGCCACGAUGUGCGGAGUCACUCGUCUAUCUGUGACUCUUGCAGUCAUCCUCUUCGAACUCACAGGCAGCUUGGAGCACGUCCUGCCUUUCUCGAUGGGCGUGCUGAUAGCCAAGUGGACAGCUGACGCUCUCGAGCCGUUGAGCGUGUACGACUUGCUGACAGACAUGAAUGCUUACCCCUACCUCGAUCAUAAGGUUCGACCUGUGUUCAGCACUGAUCUCGGCGACAUCACACCGGAGCCGAUGCCUAAUCGCUACAUUGACAUUUCGAAUUCGCCAUUUGUGCCAGCAAAGCAGCUUCGCUUCAAGCUGGAGUACCUACACAUGGCUGGUGAGCUCGAUGGCGGUCUACCUAUUCUCAAGAAUGGCGUCCUGGCAGGUCUGAUUCCAGGUCCCGAUCUCGAAUUCGCACUCGAUCGCAUUCCUGACGAAGAAGAGGCCAUGUGCCGCAUGGACGCGCACGAUCAGGCUGUGCAGGGCAGCGCGCGGCCUUCGACCGGCGUCUCGGCAGAAGAGAACGAUUCGGACACAGCACGAGAGGACAAUGUCGGAGAUGCGGAGCAGGCACAUCGUCCACGUCCGGCCAGCACGAUCGGCGAAGACAGCGAUCCGACUGACUUGACUCCCUACAUUGACCCAGCGCCGGUUGCGUUAGAUAUCACAAGCCCAAUGGACUUGGUGUUUGAGUGCUUCGCGAAGAUGGGUCUGAGAUACAUCUGCGUCUUGCACGAGGGCAAGUAUGCAGGCAUGGUGCAUAAGAAGGCAUUUGUGAGAUAUGUCAAGGCGGUGCAGGACGAGGAUCGUUAUGGGGUACCGGCCGAGUGAGAGAGGCGCGAAGUGAAAAGACACUACGAAAGUCAUGAACUGGCGUUUGAUUUUGCAUUUAGGGGGAAAUGGAAUGAUUUUUGGUAUUUUGCGUUCGAGCGAAGACUCUCGGGACAGAUAUGUGUAGGGAGGGCCAUUUCGGCUUGCAUGGUUUCACAUGCUCGACGCGUUCCUGGAGAGGGAGGCGCGAGGCGGAGGCGCGAGCUUUUCAGGAGUUUUGUGUGGGAUUUCGAAUCGAGAUAAGUCGAUGAAUGGCGAGGCAUGGCAUGGCAUGGCUAACUAGUCAAAUGAGGAUAUUUCGGUGAGAGUUGUGAAAUCAACCUGUCUUGGUAUGGAAGUACCAU